GUGCGGUGAGUGCGCGCGCGCGCGCGUGUCGCCAGAGGGACACCCCGGAACAGGAGGAGACCAGUUCCAGCUCCAGAACCUCCUCCUCCUGGACAACACCAGCCCGGACUGGUUCAGAACUUUUCCUUGUUUUCCGGUUCGGAGGAGAUUCGGCCUGGAUGCUUGAGCGGCUGUUGGCUGAAGUUUCCGUCCCGUUAGCGCAGGUCCGGCCCGGACAUGCUCUGAGAGCGGUACCGCCGAACUGCCUGGACCGUGCUUCAUCUGGACUUAAUGUUCUGAGAACUGGAUCAGAACCCGGAUCGAGCCCAGUUUGCUGUAAAAGUCUUUACAAUGAGGGGGGUUGUUUGUUUGGGGUUGGUUCUGGUCCAUCUGCUCAGCUGGACCGGAGCCGACAAACAGAACCGCGUGAAGCUGCGGGAGACCUACAAAGAGCGCGCGGGGCGCCUCCGAGCGGGGUUCGGUUCGGCCAGCAGCUACAAAGUGGGAGUGCAGGCUGAGGAGGGGGUUUCGGGUCGGCCCGGGUCCAGGAGACUAGGGGAUGAAGGUGCGUCACCAUGGAGAGGGGGGUCCGGGCGGCUGCAGGAUGAGGGCACCCCAGGGUCCAGGGCCAAGAUCUCCAGCAGCACCGGGUCACCCAAUCUGUUGGCCAGCUUCGCAGGGAAGAACCGGGUCCUGGUGAUCUCUGCGCCUCACGAAUCCGACGGCUACUUCCGGAUGAUGAUGUCACUCCUGAAGCCAGACGUCUACUGCGAGCUGGCAGAGAGACACGUCCACCAGAUCAUCAUGUUCCACCAGGAGGGGGAGCUGGGGGGCAAGGUGAGACGGGUCAGCACGGACGGGAGGGUUCUGGAGGAGCCGCUGGACACCACGCUCAUCCCCAGGCUCAUGAGCUUCCUCAAGCUGGACAAAGGUAAAUUUGGGAUGGCGCUGCUGAAGAAGACCCUGCAGGUGGAGGAGAAGUACCCCUACCCCGUCAGGCUGGAGGCCAUGUAUGAGGUCAUAGAUCAGUCCCCCAUCAGGAAGCUGGAGAAGGUCCGCCAGAAGGGAUUUGUCCAGAAGUGUAAAGCAGCAGGUGUAGAGGGGCAGGUGGAGGAGGGCACUCUUCCAGCUCCUGACCCACCUCCAGAGAGAAAACCAUUGAAGAAGACCUCGAGAAAGCCCACACAGACCAUAACAACUUCCACAACCACCACAACAACAACCAGAGCAACUACAACCGCCAAACCCACAACUACGUCUACCAGGAGACUCACUACCACCACCCAAACAGUGACCCAAGCCCAGACCACAGCAAUGUGGCUCCCUGCGCCCAGAACCACCGCUGAUCCUUAUUACACCUUACACCCUAACAACCACAGGGAGAGGUUCCCGCCUAAAACCACCCCAGCUGGAAACAACCGCACGGACAAGGACAACAGAUAUCCUCCGAGCCGCAAACUGGUGCCUUUCACCCACAAGCCUCCCAAAAUCAAGCCCACCAACAAGAAGAACAGAGGAGAAAAGAUGUUUGUGGAAACGUAUGAGCCCAGUGUUCCAACUGAGAAGGACUUAGAGAAGAUGGAGACCGUCACCAAUAUCAGGCCUACCAAGAGGGUUAAGAGUAAGCAUGAGAAGAAAAAGAGUGAAGACCCUUUAAAGAAAGGCGACAGAAAAGGAAAACCUAGUAAGGAGGGAAAAAACAGAGGAAAGAAAAAUGGGAAAAAGCUUCCUAAAUACCCAGAGAAUCAGGACUACCCAAAACCCACCAAGAGGCCAGCUGUCCUGCCAAAGAACUCCCUGCCAGAUUUCCUGGACUACUUUGAGAACAAGAGGCGACUGUUGCUAAUUACAUCCCUCACUGAGGACAACACCAUGUACGUCCAGCAGAAGGAUGAGUAUCUGGAAUCAGUGUGUGAGAUGGCCAUAAGGAAGGUUUCUAUCAUCACCAUCUUUGGCUCCUUGACCAACUCCACCAUGAAGAUCGAUCACUACCAGAUCGAGAACGACAAACCUAUGAAGGGUCUUCGUCAGGAAGACCUGAUGAACCAAGACCUGAUCAUGGAUCUGAGAAAACGGUUUGGGAUGACCUACGAGGAGUUCUACAUGGUCCUGACAGACAUCGACAUGAGAGUCAAGCAAUCUUAUGAGGUUCCCAUCGCCAUGAAGGCAGUGUUUGACUACAUCGACACUUUCUCCUCUCGCAUCCAAGAGAUGGAGCAGCAGAAGAGGGAUGGGAUUGUGUGUAAGAAAGAGGACAAGCCCCGGUCACUGGAAAACUUCUUGUCUAGGUUUCGAUGGAGACGUCGCCUGUUUAUUAUCUCUGCCCCCAGUGAUGAGGAGUGGUCCUACCAACAGCAGCUCUACGCUCUGACCAGCCAGGCAUGUAAUCUGGGUCUGAGGCACAUCGCCAUUCUGAAGCUGGUCGGUACGGAGCUACCAGAUAUAGGCGGAGUCCUGGAGCUGUAUCCAAUCAAUGGUACUGCUACUGUGGAGCGCGAGGGCCUCUCAGCCACCCUGGUGAAGGACAUGAGGAACUACUUUCAAAUCAGCCCAGAGUACUUCUCCAUGCUGUUGGUUGGGAAGGACGGGAAUGUGAAGUCCUGGUACCCUUCGCCCAUGUGGUCCAUGGCCAAUAUCUAUGACCUGGUGGAUUCCAUGCAGCUUCGCAGACAGGAAAUGGCCAUCCAGCAGUCCCUGGGCAUGCGCUGCCCUGAGGACGAGUACGGGGGUUAUGGCUACCACCAGCAUGGCUACGAACAUGGUUACCAGGAUGGGUAUCAUCAGGGUUACUGACUUUGAAACAAUGAUGGGUUGGUACAGAUGGAACAAGCACACUUUUAAAGACUUACUUUAAAGAAGAGUUGGUCCUUGAACAAAACCGCCUAGGUCAAAAUUGUAAUGAGACAUUUUCACGACAAACAUUUAAUUUUGAAAUGGCUAAGUUAGACAUAUUCAUUGGAAAUGCCUUUAAAAUACAAUUAUCAGUUAUUUUAGCAGCCAUGUUGUCUCAUUUGUACGGCUCUAGAAUGUUCUUAUUUCUACUUCAUCGAGAAGAGUAUGGGGCAAACCUAGAGACUGCAGUGUCAAGCCGAUGGCAGAUUCGCACUUCUAUUGUUUUUGAGGCCGCGCCGCCCUCUGUCUCACAGCAUCCAAGAUGGAGGACGAUCGGAGAGUAUGUGAUGAAUGGGAAGCACGUUAUUUGUUCAAUGGUGUCAAAGUAUCUUUUCUACCGAACUUUCAAAACUAAAUUUAAUAGUUGAGUUAAGUUUGACAAAAAAUGAACGUUGUCUUGUGGUUAGUUUAGAGUUGAGGCUAUUUACCACCACAUGUAGGCUAAGCUAAAGAAAGGAGCACUGUUCAAAUAGGAGGAAAUGCUGUUCAUGUAAAUAUACACUGAAUGUGUUUGCUGCAGAACGUUAUACACUGAACAAAAAUAUAAACACAACACUUUUGUUUUCGCUCCCAUUUGUAAUGAGCUGAACUCAGACAUCUGAAAAUUUGUCUACUAACACAAAACAUCCAUGACUCUCAAAUAGUGUUCUGAAAUCCGUCUAGAUGUGUGUUAGUGAGCGCUUUUCCUUUACCAAGAUAAUCCAUCCCACCUCACAGGUGUGGCACAUCAAGAGGCUGAUUAAACAGCAUGAAUAAUUUACAGGUGUGCCUUAGACUGCCCACAAUAAAAGGACACCCUGAAAUGUGCAGGUUGAUCAAACAGCACAAUGCCACAGAUGUCCCAGGCUUUGAGGGAGCAUGCGAUUGGCAUGCUGACUGCAGGAAUGACUACCAGAGCUAUUGCUCGUGAAAUGAAUGUUCAUUUCUCAAAGGAGUUUCAGAGAAUUUGGCAGAUUUCAGGACAAUAUUUGAAAGUCAUGGGUCUUUUGUGUAUGUAGACAUGUUUUCAGAUGUUUGAGUUCAGCUCAUGAAAAAUGGGAGUAAAAACAAAAGUGUUGCAUUUAUAUUUUUGUUCAGUGUAGUUCAACAUACACACACACGAACGCAUGCACGCACGCACUCACACACACACACACACACACACACACACACACACACACACACACACACACACACACACACACAAACAGUCCUCUAGAGCAGUGUUUUCCCACCUUUUUUGACUCGUGGACACCCUGAGUCGUUUUCUCGUACCACGAGUACCCCCGUAGUCAAACAUAUACGAUUCCCCAAAAGUAGAACGCACAACUGAUUAUUAAAUGAAAAUAAUUUCACUAAACAUCCUUAACACUGAACCACGUCUAACUUCUCAGGUGAAUUCUUUAUCUUUAACAAUCCUCAUGCAGGGUCCAGAAAAAAUAGAUUCCAUGUGGAAACAUUUAUGAGCUCUACAUCCGGGUACGCACCACAGUUGGUGUAAAGGCUCUCAUUGGACUCAAUGUUUUCUGAUCCAUGUGGAACUGGAUCGUAUCCAUUCAUUUGGUGUGAAUAAGGCUUCACGCCCUCUCUCAGUAGCAGCUGCAGCCCUGCUCUGGUUUGUAGGGAUGAGCGAGUACACUAUCUGUAUCUGUUCAACCAUCUAGAUUAUCUGUAUCUGUACUCGGAGUGGGCGUGGUUUAACUGGAAGUGGGUGGAUCUUCAAUCUGUACGUUAUUUUAAGUCUGACAUUGAUAAGGAUUGAUCAGAAGUUGCUUUAUGUGUUGUUUAUUUGAAAACUAUUUAUAGAGCAGCCUCAGAAUUGAGAUUUAAUGUUUUUGAUCACAGUAGUAAAGGAACUAUUACAGAACAAGUUUUUAAAUAAACUCAGAACAUGAA
Nothobranchius furzeri (turquoise killifish) is the source of this 4746-nucleotide messenger RNA. It is a transcript of the gene ccdc80, whose product is annotated as coiled-coil domain containing 80. The record is from RefSeq and is a predicted model, not a curated record. Gene Ontology annotation, biological process: positive regulation of cell-substrate adhesion; extracellular matrix organization. NCBI's taxonomy places the organism in Eukaryota, Metazoa, Chordata, Actinopteri, Cyprinodontiformes, Nothobranchiidae. Gene Ontology annotation, cellular component: basement membrane.